GACUGGGCGAUCAGGCUGUGCUGCGGACAACCCGCGCGAAGGCUGGGAAAAUGGCGGCCCCCUGGAGGUUAGGCUGUGACCCCCGUAUACUACGCUACCUCCUGGGUUUCAGCGGCCGCCGAAGCCCCGGGCCGCUUAAGGGCCCUGGGCUGCUGAAGGGGGCUGCCGCGUGCUUUGGCGGCCGAGUAGGUAGUUGGAGAUGGUUUCACGGCACACAGUGGAUGCAUGCUGAUCCUAUUCAGAUACUAAUGCCAUCACUGUCUCCUACAAUGGAGGAAGGGAACAUCGUGAAAUGGCUGAAAAAGGAAGGUGAAGCUGUGAGUGCUGGAGAUGCUUUAUGUGAAAUUGAAACUGACAAAGCUGUGGUAACCUUAGAUGCAGGUGAUGAUGGCAUCUUGGCCAAAAUAGUGGUCGAAGAAGGAGCUAAAAAUAUACGGCUAGGUGCACUAAUUGGUUUGAUGGUUGAAGAAGGAGAAGAUUGGAAACAUGUUGAAAUUCCCAAAGAUGUAGGUCCUCCAUCACCAGCUGCAAAACCAUCAGUGCCUCAUCCUCCAGCAGAGCCACUGGUUUCUGUCACUGUCCAAAAGGAACACAAACCAGGGAAACUUCAAGUCCGUUUAAGUCCAGCUGCACGUAAUAUUCUGGAUAAACACUCACUGGAUGCUAGCCAAGGCACGGCGACUGGCCCUCGGGGAGUAUUCACUAAAGAGGAUGCUCUCAAACUGGUAGAGUUGAAACAGAUGGGCAAGAUCACUGAACCCAGACUGACGCCAGCCCCUCCAGCCCCUCCCACAGCACCUUUGGCCACACCGGCCACAAUAGGGCCAUCCUAUCCCCGGCCAAUGGUCCCACCAGUAUCAACUCCUGGACAGCCUAAUGCAGUGGGCACAUUCUCCGAAAUCCCCGCUAGCAAUAUUCGAAGAGUUAUUGCCAAGAGGUUAACUGAAUCUAAAAGCACUGUACCUCAUGCAUAUGCUACUACUGACUGUGACGUUGGAGCUGUUUUAAAAGCAAGACAAGAUCUAGUCAAAGAUGACAUUAAAGUAUCAGUAAAUGAUUUUAUCAUCAAGGCAGCAGCAGUUACCCUUAAAAUGAAGAAACAGAAUCAUAAUAACUCACAACUAAUUAUAGCAGAAGAAACAACAAUUACUCAACAAAUACAAAUGCCGGAUGUCAAUGUAAGCUGGGAUGGAGAGGGCCCAAAGCAACUGCCGUUUAUUGACAUUUCAGUGGCUGUGGCAACAGAUAAAGGCUUAAUUACACCAAUCAUUAAAAAUGCUGCUGCUAAGGGUAUACAGGAAAUUGCUGACUCAGUAAAAGUUCUUUCAAAGAAAGCAAGAGAUGGAAAAUUGUUACCAGAAGAAUAUCAGGGAGGAUCCUUUAGUGUUUCCAACCUGGGGAUGUUUGGCAUCGAUGAAUUUAUUGCAGUGAUCAACCCACCUCAGGCCUGUAUUUUGGCUGUUGGGAGAUUCCGGCCUGUUCUGAAGCUCACUCAAGAUGAAGAAGGCAAUGCCAAACUGCAGCAGCACCAACUCAUAACAGUCACAAUGUCAAGUGACAGCCGAGUGGUAGACGAUGAACUGGCUACCAGGUUUCUUAAAAGUUUUAAAGCCAACCUAGAGAAUCCUAUCCGGCUUGCCUAGUCCUGAAAGAUAAGAAGUCGGUCUUUGGCUCAGCUAAUUGUAUAGGUGUUACCAAGAAACAUACACUAUAGAAAAGAAUUAGGAUAUUUAAGGGCAAAGUGGAUAAAAUGUUUAUUUAUUUAAAGUAAAAGUUUGACCUAAGUCGUCUUCAUUAUCAGUUUGGAUUUAAUGUGGUAGAAAUAAAUGAUAAACUAUAACUAAUGAAGGGAAGAGAACAUUUGGCUAGGCAGAUCUGUUAACUUCUGGUGCUGUACAAAAGGAGUGUUUAGUAGGUGUAAAUCAAAUUGUGUGUUUGGCUCGUUUGAGAGUUUUAGAAUAUUUAAGAUUAUAUGCUAAAUUGUGAAAUAAAGAAAUUGUUUGAAAUCUAACUUAAUUGUGUUAAAGUUAGAAGUGGUCUUCAAAGAGAUGACCGUUAAUCUAGCAGUGGGACCUCACUUUUACAAGCACUGCUCUAGAUGUACUUGAAUAAUUUAAUAUGUACAGAAGUUUGUUCUGGAUAAUAAUAAAUAAAUAAUAAGGAUCACAUCAAAUUAGGGGUUGUGACAACAUUAUUGAAUUUUUUAUGUACAUAAAAAACAUAAAGCCAUAUAUUUUAGAGUGGUUUCUUAUCAGUCUUAUUUUUCACUUCUAUAACACUGUGAACUUCUAAAGAGACAGAAUAAAGAAACAAAAAAGACAACCAAAAGAGUUGUGUUUGCUUGAAUGAAAAACUAUAGUUGAAAUAUCUAAACCUUCAGAUGUGAGCUCCUCACCUUCAUUCUGAAUUGGGAAUAUAUGUAAAUAAAUUGUGUUAUCUCCUAAAAAAACAUGUUAUGUCAGUGUUGAUUUAAAUACAAAAUGUUUCUUAAUGCAUUUUAUCCAAGUUUGUAUUGUACAAUAAAAUGAGAAAAUAUAAAAUAUCUUAUUGUCUCUUAAGUGCUAAGACAUAGAAGUUAUUAAAAAUUGAAGUAGAUCAGUAAUUGACCUGGAACAGUCUACAAGGGACUCUAUAGGAGGAAAACAAACAAAACCAAACCCAUUGCCAUUGAGGCAGUUCCAACUCAUAGGAUCCUAUAGGACAGAGUAACUCCCCCAUAGCGUUUCCACGAAGUGGCUAGUAGAUUAGAACUGCCAACCUUUUUGGGUUAGCAGCCAACCUCUUAACCACUGAGCUACCAGGGCUCUAGGAAUUUAAAUUCACAUGACAUUAGGGAAGUAACGUUUUAGAGAAUGAGCCGGAGAAGAUGACUCAUGAAGCAGAGCAGGUGAGACCUAUUCUUUUUAUUCAUUUGAUAAUGUAAAACUUUUACUAAUUAUUACAAAGGUUAAAACCAAAAAAACAAAUCAGUUGCCAUCAAGUCGAUUCUGACUCAUAGCAACCCUAUAAGACAGUAGAUCUGCUUCGUAAGGUUUCCAGGGAGCACUUGGCAGAUUCAAACUGCUGACCUUUUUUUGGUUAACAGCAGAACUCUUAACCACUGUGCCACCAGGGCUCCGUUCUAAAGGUUAGAAAGAGCUUAUUUCUCCUUUUUUUUUUUUUGCAACACUGCUACAACUAGCAAGAUAGAUGACAAAUUGAAUGUUAAUGAGUAGUAUAUAUAACUUAAGUUGGAUGUUAAUGAAUGGUAAUUUGGUUAACCAGUCACAUGGGGUCACUAUACGGACUCUAUGGCAGCUAACAACAGUAAACCAAACCGAACCCCCUCCAUCGAAUCCAUUCCGACUCAUAGUCAUAGCGACCCUAUAGGACAGAGUAGAACUGCCCCAUAGAGUUUCCAAGGAGCACCUGGUGGAUUUGAACUGCCGACCUCUUGGUUAGCAGCCAUAGCACUUAACCACUACACCACCAGGGUUUCCUAACAGCAGUAGUCACAGAAAAGCUGGAGUUAGUGUCUGCUGACAUCAAUCAGCAGAAGAAAGACUAUAUGGUACAAGGUGUGUGAUAUGACACAAUGUACUUAAUCCCUAACAAGAGCGCCUUCUAAAAUAGAGCCCCAGUAUGUCAAUUGUUACGUGGAUACUUAAUCCGAUUACUCAGGAUUAACAAACUUUAAAAAAAAAAAAAAAGUUUCUAGAACUUUUGUCAUAUUGCAGUUAUACUGAAAAUUAUAAAUGCUAUUUAGAAAAUAACUUUUACAUUGUUUUUGAGAUGAGUUUUAACUGAAAUAUUUGUUUUUUCUAAUUUUUACAUCUGACCUAAAUUUAUAUUCCACCUAAUUUUUUAAAAAAUUUCUUAGUUUAGGAAGUUAUCAGAGUAACAGCCAUAAAUAAGGCUUUGUUUGGAAUUCUCUUCUCCCAUAGACUGACUUGCAUGAACAGUACAUAGUCCAUUGGUUCCCCUGUAGUUGAAGUGGGAGUUAAUACCUGCCCCAGCCUGCCUUACAGAGUUGUGAACUUCACAGGAGAAAUGCUAUAUAAACUUAAGACAUUUUAAUUCCAUAUGGACGUCACAGCCAGGAUUUUCAUCUAGUGAACUUCUCAUGGUUUAACUUCUCCUGCAGCUUUUGGUACAGAUGCUUAUUCAUUCCAACUAAAAUAUUUCUCUAAUAAUUCUAUACUGACUAGGUUUAUAUAAAGAAAUUGUCGUUUCUAAAAGGAAUUCUUUUGCAGCAUGAUGACAAAGGUUAGCACUGAUUUGAGAAAGGAUCAUGGUAUCCAUUAUAAAGAAUGAACUGUGUGUUGCGUGAGCAGGCUCCUUUCUACAUCAUUCUACUAAUUUAUUUGUAGUACUGGAGCCUUGGUGGCACAGUGGUUAAGAGCGUGGCUGCUAACCUAAAGGUUGGCAGUUCACAUCCACCAGCUGCUUCUUGGAAACUCUGGCACAGUGAUGCUCUUUCCUAUAGGGUCGCUGUAAGUCAGGAUUGACUCGGCAGCAACGGGUUUGGUUUUUUUGGUUACUGAUAGGUAGCACACACUCAGUGGGUGUAAUAAUGAAAUGUUAUACCUGGUCAUCUUUUUUCUCAUUUAAACAGGAAUAUGAAUAAAAUAUUUGGAAGACUUCUAAGGAAAAGGCAGCACACAUUCCAGUUAACUUGUGGGGAAUAUAAAAACAUCAGUGAAUAUUAUACUUUAUAAGUCAAAAAAGCCCUGCUUUGUGGUUGCAACUUCUAGUUAAUAUUUACAAACACAGCUUGCUCACUAACCAUUUGUGCCAGAUUAAAAUAAUUAGUGUAUGCUGGCCAGACUCCUUUGUUUGAAACAGUAAUAAUAUAUUGAUAUAUACUACUAUAGGUGUUUUAUAUAGUGUCAAAUGGAACUUCAUUUUUAGAAUUUUUUUUUCAUUUUUGCAUUUUUUAUUUAAAUUGUAAAGGCCAGCCAUAUAUGCACAUUAUGCUAAAAGUAAACCUACUUUCCUAACCUUUUAUUGAAAGAUAGUGGUGCUAUGAAUUAAUAUACUGUAAAAAGAGUAUGGGAGAGAUAAAAAUGGCAUUUAAAUCUUAAAUCUCAAUUAAAUCUUAAAUUUCGAAUAAAAAUGUGUCCUCAUUAUACAUUGCAUCAUGAAGGACUUUGUCUUAGGUGAAGUGAAGAAAUGAAAGAACCAAGUGUGUUGCAGUUAAGAAUUAACCAUUAAUUUAAAUAUGACAUUAGUAGGAAACUUUUUGUUGACUUUUGAAGAAGGAUGUAACAGUACAGAACAAGAUUAGUCUGACCACAGGAGGCAAGGUAGAUCAAAACAGGAAGAGGACUAGAGUCAGGCAAGAACCCCUGGAAGCCUUUUCUGUAAUGAAAGCUGAGUUGAUGAGCAUCUGCACUAGGUCAGGGGCUUUAAGAAGGGAGAGAAUGAGGAAUGUUAGACACGUGAGCACCCUGUGAUAUGUUAGCGGUUUGCAGUGGGGUGUGUUGGUCAGAUAAUGCCGCAGCAGUGAUGUAAUUCCCAGUGCAAUCCCCCGUGGCCGCAUCGCCAAUAUCAAAAGGAUUAAGAUUCUGACGCAUUAUGUACAGCAGGUGGUAUAUUUCAGAAGUCAUUUAGUAAACGUUAUGUAAAUGUGAAAAACAGCAAUCUUUUAACAAAAUGAUUUUAAGUAGUUUUAUAUGUGUGUAUGUGCCCCGCGGUCCCUUCCAGUGUCUCGAUUGUUUUGGGAGACGGAGGCAGGCAGGGUGGAGGACAGGUAUGGUUUAUCUAGACUUGUAAUAAUUGAAGACACCGUUCAAUCAAAAUUAUAAGGUGUAAAAAUAUAUUUUGAAAAAAUGAUUAUUAGCCUCAGCAUUCAUUUCUUUCUUUGAUCAUAUCAAGUUUAUUUUCACAUUUAUCACACGUGUAUUCUUUUCAACAAGUCCAAGCAGGCUUUUUCUUCCUCAGAAAGUGAGCAUGUUUUAAACCUCUAAUUUAACCUUUACUGCAUAUGAUAUAUACGAUUAAGGGACUCUUGGGAUUUUGUUAAAAGUUGAGAAAUUAUUAGCAAAGCCAUUAAUCGUGAUUAGCUUUUAUUCCUACCUAAAAUAAUUUAUAUUUCUGAAAUUCCUUAGUUUAUGUAAGUCUUCAUUAGUCCUAUCACUAAAAGAUAAAGGUCUUUUUAAAGACAGGAGUGUUGUGACCAAAUGAAAUAACACUAGUUAAAUUGCACUUUAUAAAGCAUAUAGUAUUAUAUAAAUUUAUAAUUGCAUAAAUUGCACAUAUUUUCCGCUUUUUAUAAGAGAUUCAGCAUCAGUCUGUUUGAUAAGGAAUGGUGUUUAUCAGGAAGCUAUAGGGUGGCACUUUCUGAAUAAGUUCCCAUCUUUUCAGUAGAACUACUGGUUUUCAGGACACAUUUCCUAAGUUUACAUUACUUAAGAGGUUUUUAAGCCUAGUUUCAGUUUUAUCUAUAAAUUAUUGUGCCCUUGGCAAAAUCUUUAUUUCUGUGCCUCAAUAGUCUUAUCUGUAAAAUGAGCAAACAAGAGGGAAGUGUAGCACUACUAAUCAAGAUUGGUGGCUCACUCAGAGGCACCUCAGAAGAAAGACCUGGUAAUCUGUUUCUGAAAGGUCACAGCCUUGAAAGCACCAUGGAGUGCAGUUCUACUUUGCAACACAUGGGGUCACCAUGAGUAGGAAUUGAUGGCAGCUGGUUAGUGGUUGCUCAUUUGUUUAAUCUUCUCAAUUGUAUAAAGUAGGUAUAUCCUACCUUGCAACAGUUGCAAGGUAGGAUAAGGAAACAAACUCAGAGAUUACGGAAUUUGGCCAAAGGCACAUAGUUUAUAAGUGCCACAACAGGGAUUUGAACCUAGGUUCAUGUAGCACCAAGGCUCAAGCUCACCACAUUGCAAUAUACAGCCUUCUAAGUUGUGAUACUGCUGCUAGGAUAGUUCUAGGUUACCGGAUCUUGUUUUCUACUUGAAAUAACUGAAGGUCUUGUCCUUCAGUGAUAACACUAAUGUCUUUAUUACCAAAUCCACUGCCAGCGAGUCGAUUGCAACUCCUAGCAACCCUACAGGACAGAGUAGAACUGCCUCAUAGGGUUUCCAAGGCUGUAAUCUUUACAGAAGCAGACUGCCACAUCUUUCUGAGGACUGGCAGGUGGUUAGCAGUCGAGUGUUUUAGCCACUGCGUUACCAGAGCUCCUUGUCUUUACUACAGAACCAUUCUUAAAUUAAUUUAUGUUUAAUCUGUAGUGGUUCGCUUUGUGCCUUUCUGGUAAUAGUGUGAAGAAAGUACUGAAGAAUUUUUGUCAUUACGGACAAUGACUUAAUCUGAAAUGCUGCUGAAGUGUUACAACUUGUACCUUUGAAUGGAAUGCUUAGAAAUAUAGUAGCUUAAGAAAAUUUAGGGGCUUAUAAUAGGGAUAAGAAUAUAUAGAACAUUUUGCCUUUAAUAAGUCAUUUUUAAUCUGGUCCAAAUUCAGAACCAAAAGUAGUUAACUCAGCUUUUAAGAGGCUCCAGGCUUCUACACUGAGAACUGUUAUCAGUCAGGGUCCAAUUAGAGAUCUGGUUGCUGCCCACCAGAUGGUGGAGAAGUUUGCAAGGUUGCCCAGACCAGAGCUGUCCACUGUUGCCAGACAAAUAGGAAGCAACCUUCCAAGGUGUAGGCCAGACUUAGCCAGCGAGUCAGGGUACCACUGUAGUGGGAGCCCUGGAGCACGUGGUAUCUGUGUGGGAGACCCAUAGGGAGGGGGUCACCAGGCCAAGCGCGGGCUGCCAUUCUGAGCACAUGGCUGGGGCAAAGCACUACUGGAUGUCUCCAUACCUGCUCACCAACCGUGCAACAGCUAGAACUAGCGACGUCCAUCUGGUGCCUUCUACAGAGAAAGUUUAAUAGCAUACUAGCUAUAAAGGAGUUAUAAAGCUUAACAGAAUCAUUCAUUAUUUUAGAGCAGGUAUUCAAGGGUAAAUUUGGAGCUGAAGGGCAAUAAACUGUUAACUGGCAUAACAGCCCAACCAGACGAAGCUGGGAAGUAAUAUGUAAUCUACUCAUAAUCUGGAAUGAUGCCAAAUGAUAAAACAGUUUAGAAAGAAAGAAUAGUCUAUAUUGGCUCUUCUUUGUGGACAGAAAUCUGUCUAGGCUAGAGGUAAUAUUUUGAAAAUAAAUUACCUGAUUUUCUGGUAAUGUGAAAAGUAAAAUGUUGAAAUGCAUGAUUCAUUUGACAGUCAUAAGUAUCUACUGUUCAUAAGCAUGGAGGAGUCAAAGUUAAUGGCCCCUACCCUCAGUCAGUUUAAACUGAUGGUAAGUGCUAUUCGAGCACCCAAAUGCAAUUCUGUAAGUUUAUAAUCUGUGUGUCUAGGGCCAGAGGUGAUAGAAAGGCUUCGUAGAGAAGGUGACAUUUGACCCGAAUUUUACUCAACUGGUUAUAACUCCUUUAUCUCCUGUUUUCUGUAAUUUCAAUAGGCAAAUAUUUAGUACCCAUAUACAGGAUCAGCAGUUGAUUUUCCGUAGCCUUGUCUCAGUACCUGUAAGUAUCACUACAAUAACUUUAAUUACAACAAAGUUUAGAAACUCUGAGUUGGAACGAGAACUACUCAUAUAGGGAGUUGCAUAGACAGAGAAAGCUUUACACCCAGUACUCUGAAAGAAGAUGUUCUUUGCCAGGUCAUCGUGCCUAGAGAAAGAUUAGAAUAUACUCUCAUUCUUUGCGUAAUUGAAAUGUAAUUCCCUCCUCUUCAAGUCCUACUGUCUUGAAGGUGCCUUCUGCAAAAACAAAAGAACCCCUGGUGGCAUAGUGGUUAAGCGCUAGACAGCUAACCAGAAGGUCGAUGGUUCGAACCCACCAGCUGCUCUACAGAGAAAAGACCUAGUCAUCUGCAUCUGUUAUUGUUGUUCUUAGCUGCUGUCGAGUCCGUUCCAACUCAGCAAUUCCACCAUCCUCAAAAUUGUUGUUAUGCUUGAGUCUGUUGUUACAGCCACUGUGUUAAUCCAUCUCGUUGAGGGUCUUCCUCUUUUUCACUGACCCUUUACCAAGAAUUAUGUCCUUCUCCAGAGACUGCUCCCUCCUGAU
Loxodonta africana (African savanna elephant) is the source of this 9026-nucleotide messenger RNA. It is a transcript of the gene PDHX, whose product is annotated as pyruvate dehydrogenase complex component X. Gene Ontology annotation, cellular component: mitochondrion; pyruvate dehydrogenase complex. The transcript is spliced from 12 exons. Gene Ontology annotation, biological process: pyruvate decarboxylation to acetyl-CoA. Lineage: Eukaryota; Metazoa; Chordata; Mammalia; Proboscidea; Elephantidae. Gene Ontology annotation, molecular function: acyltransferase activity. The record is from RefSeq and is a predicted model, not a curated record. The coding region runs from base 51 to 1643 and encodes 530 amino acids.